AAGUAAGUAUAAAACUAAGGUAGAGUUUGAAGUGAAGUCAACUAGGCCUCAAGUCCCUACUGAAAGAGUGUGUGUGGUCGUUGAACAAUAUUAAAAUGCCUUUCCACGUUGCAACUCGAGCCGACGACGUUGACAAACACGAAUUUGAUGUCAAUCAAUUAAUCUACCAUAAAGGGAAACUCUACUCUGCUGGUGAUGAUGGCAAGAUCAAAAUGUGGGCUCCUGAUUUGAAGUUUCUCAAAGAAGUGCAAGCUCAUCCAUGCUCUAUUUUUUCAAUUACAGCUGACGAUAAUGCUAUUUACUCUUGUUCAAACGAUGGUACGGUCAAAAGUUGGGAACUCGACACUCUCAGAAAGAAAAAAGUUUUUCUUGAAGACAAAGAAGUCGAAUUCUGAAAGGUUAAAUACGAUAAAGGAAUCUUGUAUAUUGGCGACGACCAAGGCAACGUGAGGAUGUACAUGAACAGCGGGAUGUUCUAUGGGUCGAUCAAUGUGGCAAAUCCGGUUAAAGAUUUGGCCGUCAAAGAUAAUCUCAUAUUUACAACCAAAGACAACGAUGUGAUUGUCACAAACAUGAAUUUGCAAGGGGAAAAACCGCAAUUUGGAAUAAUGGCCACAAUCAUGGGAAGAGGUCCAUUAGUUUUGGUUGACAACAAAGUCAUAUUUAUCAGUCGGGAUGGAAAAGACAUUAUUGUAAAUAAGAUUUACGCACAACAACACUUGAAAGAAAGUGCAAAAGUUGCUGGAGCCUACGAUAUGAUCAUUAAUGGUGCUACAGCAGAAAAUUGUGACUAACGUUUUGAAUCGUAAUUUUUUUACAGUUUAAUACCUUUAUCAUUAAAAAAAAACAUGUGUUUAUUCAUUUAGUUUCUAGAUUUUCAGAUUGCAUUACUCGAAACAUGCAUCAGUUAUUCAAUUUAAAGUUACAUUAAAUUCAGCAAAUUACAAACGUUGUUUUUGUGACCAAAUAACAAUAUUUCUUUGAAAUUUAAAAUUAGUUAACUCUGUAAAUAUUUUUGGUGGAUGCGCCGGGAAAACAGUGAUUUUACUUAUUUUAUAUUACCUAAAAGUAAAAAAUACAACCAGUAAAGAAAACAACAACCUAACAAAAAAUGAGUAGCGUAUUUUUUUUUUCUGUAUUUAAAAAUGAAUUUGCGUUCCCACGAGUUACAGUAUCAACUCUCUUAAAAGGUGUAGGGUCGCAAUAAAGUUAUAAAACAUCUGGUCAUCUCUUUAGAAAUUUUAAAACCUAAAUUCGUUACGUCUUCAAGAGGGUAUUUCUUCGAAAUGCACAAAUUGUCCCGUGUAAAUUGUGUUUAAAAUUGUAUUACUUAAUUUUUGAUAAGAUUAGAAAGGCAAUGAGGGGAAACAAGUUGUAAAUUUGACACUUUGGGGCGCAAUUUUAAACUUAAUUAAUUUAAGUAGUUAGAAUUGUUUGUACAAUAGGACAAUAUCUCUCUCACUUUCAAAUUCUUUAAUAAUCUAUCUUGCAUGGCAAUUUCUCAUUUCCAGUUAUUGACAAACUUCUUGAUACAAAACUGAUUAAAAAGUUAACGAAUCAGUAGUUAUCUUUCUAAUUAUAAUUUAUAGGUCUACAGAUGUAUUAAUUUAAGGUAGUUCAAGAAGACCUGUUUCAAAUUUUGUAAUAAAUUUAAAUCGUUGCAAAUUAUUGUCGCCAACUGAUCAGCAACGUCUUUGCCAAAAGUCAGUUUAUGUAAUUUUAAUUAGCUUAAAUAAUAAGUUCAUCUUUUUGGUUGUAAACAGAACUUGGUUUCUUUUAAUUGUUUAAAUUUAGCGAUUAACAAAGUCGUGAUUUGUCCAAGCUUUAGAGAAGUGGGAGCGUAGAGCGGGCCAAGUUCUUAAGCUAAGUUUGUAUUAGGGCGAAAUUCGCGUUAAAGGUAGCACCAGAGAGAAGCUGUUGAGGGGUGUAAGAACGACUUGGGGAAUUUUUGGGAACUUCAAUCGGAUCGCUUGCAGAAUCAAGACGUAAUUUCGCAUUCGUCAAAAUUUUCAAUUUUCUUAGUGAAAGUGCCCAAAUCAUAAAAAACAUACAUAAAAAACUAAGGAAAUUGAUUAGGGGACCCAUAAGUGAAGUAUAAUGUAAAUGGCAAAGGCAAAAACAAGAAGUAUAAAGUAAAAAAUGGCGAAAAAAGAAAAAAAGUGGGGCGAAAAAGGAGAAGAUU
This is a messenger RNA of Tribolium madens (black flour beetle), 2182 nucleotides long. Its product is annotated as F-box/WD repeat-containing protein pof1-like. The record is from RefSeq and is a predicted model, not a curated record. The transcript has 7 exons. Gene Ontology annotation, molecular function: protein binding. Lineage: Eukaryota; Metazoa; Arthropoda; Insecta; Coleoptera; Tenebrionidae.